UUUCUUUUCUUCACUCCCUCAACAAAAAACCUCCGAAAGUCGCACACAUUCUGCUGGUGGGUUUGGCUCUGGGUGAGGCUGAGAGAAUCGAUCAUCCGACAAUACGAAAAGGGAGCUGACGUGGAAAGUUCUGAAAAAUGGAGCUGCCAAAGGGUCUUCUGACCUCUGUCUUCGUGUUUCUGAGUUUAUUAUCUUUUUCUUUUGCUGUUGGACGACCCAGGGGAGUGUCCCUUGAAAAGGCCUCUUUCUAUGAAGGAGGCACAGAAUUCAAGUGUUUGUCCAAUGGCCGUAUUAUUCCAAUGGACCAUGUCAAUGAUGACUACUGUGACUGUGAGGAUGGGUCUGAUGAACCAGGUACCUCUGCUUGCAGCAAUGGUUUGUUCUACUGUGAGAACAAGCCAUACAAAGGCUCUUACAUCAUGUCUUCACGGGUGAAUGAUGGGAUUUGCGACUGCUGUGAUGGUUCGGAUGAGUAUGACGGUACCAUCUCCUGUGAGAACACCUGCGAGAAAUUGUUUGCUGAAAUCCGGGCUCAGCAGGAAGCUUUCCGCGAGAAGCAGGAACAGGGCUACAAGGUGAAGCUGGAGUACAUCCAGAAAGGCAAGAGAGCUAAGGAUGAGAAAGUGGCUCGCCUUAGUGAGUUGGAGAGGACCAAAGAAACUCUUGUUCAAGUGAGAAAUGGUGCUGAAGAGCUGAAGAAUGCAGCAGAGGAGCCCGAGAAAGAGGCUAAGGACAAGCAUGAGGCAGCUUGGAAUGCUGUCAAGGAGGAGCGCAGAAAAGCCAAAGAGGCUGUGGUAGCAGGGGAGGCCUUUGCUGAACUGGAUGUCAAUCAGGACGGAAUAGUGGACAUUCCAGAACUGCAGAAUCAUCAAGAAUUUGAUAUAGAUUCUGACGGCACUGUCAGUGAUGAAGAGGCCAAGGAGUACCUGGAGGACAGUGACAGUUGUGACUUGCCCACAUUCACUGAGAAGAUCUGGCCCAACAUCAAGGAAAUCUACAAGCCCCCAUCUCCCCCAGAGGAGGUGCCAGCGGGAGAGGGAGAGGAAGCCACGGCAGCACCCGUGGAAGAGCAGCCGGAGGGGAGCGACCCGAGGACUGUUCCUCCCAUCCUCCAUGAGGACGUGAAAGUGGUGGAGGGGGGAUCCAAGGAGGAGGAGGACAAGUACAGAUAUUCUGAUGACGAGGACCUCUAUAAUGAUGAGGAUGAUGAGGAGGAGGAAGAUGACGAACUUGAAGAUGAGGAUGAUUUAGAGGCUGACUAUGAUAUUAGUAAAAAGAGACGGGGUAGAAGAAAUAAGUCAGAAAAGACUGAAGGUGAGGAUGAUGAGGAGAAGAUGCCAGACUAUGAUGAAGAGACCAAGAAACUCAUUGCAGUUGCUGACGAAGCCAGGAACAACUACAAUGAUGCAGACCGCAAAGUUAGGGACAUGGAGACUGAGAUCACUGGCAUCAAGUCUUACAUGGAGCUAGACUUUGGACCAGAGGAGGAGUUUGCUGCCCUGAAAGGCCAGUGCUUCGAGUACACUGAUCGAGAGUACACCUACAAGUUGUGUCCCUUUGAGAAGACUUCACAACGCCCUAAGGCGGGCGGCAUGGAGACCAGUUUAGGUAAUUGGGGUCACUGGCAUGGCCCAGCGGAGGACAAGUAUGACGCCAUGAAAUACGAAAAUGGCCAGGGCUGCUGGAAUGGGCCCAGUAGGACAUGCCAUGUCAACUUUCACUGUGGUGCGGAGAAUGCCCUCACUGGAGCUUCAGAGCCGAGUCGCUGUGAAUACCAGUUUGAGUUUACAACACCCGCACGGUGUGCAGCACCAGAUUCAAGAGAGCAUGCAGUGCAUGAAGAAUUGUAACGCUAGAUGGAUUUAAAACUUGAUAGGUGUCCUGUUUUUCUGUGUGUUUUACCAGUUAUUCGGAUUAGGCUGAAUUUGGUAAUUUAUUCAAUACUUCUACUUUGAAGGAAAGCCCUUUUUUUCCUCCUUUUAGAAUUAUCUUGAUUCCAUUUGAAUAGAAGUUAUAUUUGGUAAAGUUCAAAGUUUCUCUCUCUGUCAGGAACUGAGAGUUGAAGGUUUAUAAUAUCGUGAUUCAUAUCUGUAUAAAGAUGUGAAAUUUUCUUUACGACAUUAUAGUUUUGGUUGUGACAUAUUUUUUUGGCCACGAGUGUAGAAGGAAAGCACACAAAAAUGUUCAAGCAUUGUUAUAGUGAUAGUGUUUUCAAACUUUGGGAAAUACGUAAAAUCUUGUUUGUGUUAGAUGGGAAAUGUUAUUGCCAGUUAUGAUGAUAUUUUUAUGUGUUAUUUGUUUCCAGAUAUUUGAGAUGUACAUCUGUUUACAUCUUAUCUGAUUUUUUGUUGUUGUUUAUGUUGAUUUGCAUGGUUGAAUAAAAGCUUCUUGUUGUUACUUUUA
Messenger RNA from Aplysia californica (California sea hare), 2403 nucleotides. Its product is annotated as glucosidase 2 subunit beta. Bases 138 to 1850 code for a protein of 570 amino acids. Lineage: Eukaryota; Metazoa; Mollusca; Gastropoda; Aplysiida; Aplysiidae. Gene Ontology annotation, cellular component: glucosidase II complex. The transcript is spliced from 16 exons. Gene Ontology annotation, molecular function: protein binding. The record is from RefSeq and is a predicted model, not a curated record. Gene Ontology annotation, biological process: N-glycan processing.